Molecule: messenger RNA, 1883 nt
Organism: Manihot esculenta (cassava)
Lineage: Eukaryota; Viridiplantae; Streptophyta; Magnoliopsida; Malpighiales; Euphorbiaceae
Product: BTB/POZ domain-containing protein At3g05675
Exons: 2
Coding region: 62-1594 (510 amino acids)
Source: RefSeq, a predicted model, not a curated record
CGUCCAUGACCUCUCUUAUCUUCUUUCCGGAAAAAUCAUUUAUUUUGUCACCUCUCAACAGAUGAUGCCGUCAAACCCCAAAAAGCGACAGCGCGUGCUCCACCACCGCCACUUGUCCAAUGCCGCCACCACCACCCACCUCUCCUCCACCGCCGCUUUAAUUGAUUCCUUCUCCGAUAGAACCGUUGCAGAAACCUCCCAGAAGCUGCGUCGCACAUCCUCUCACCCCUCCUUCCGAUCUUCAUUCUCAUCCUUAUCCUCAUACGCCUCCACCACCACCGCCGCCGACAACUCAUUCAACGAUCCCACUACAGCUGAUGUCAUCCUUCGCCUUUUUCUUGACCAAACAGCUCCCUUCAACGAUUCCGAUGAUUCAAUUUCCGCUGUCGAUGAACAAUCCGACGUCCAGAUCUACCUCCAUUCCCAAGUCAUCCGCCGCGCUAAGUAUUUCUCCGCCCUCUUAUCCGACCGUUGGCAGCACAAUUCGCCAAUUGAAUCCACCGAUCCCAUUUCCGAUUCCAAGAAUUUGACUUCUCUCAAAUUUGGAGUCACGCCUUCCCAAGGCUCCAUUGAUAUUCAUUUAACCGUGCUUGAACUCCUUUACACUGACGAUUUCAGCAAUGUAAUCAACUCUGCAUCUAUGGCUCUUGAUAUUCUACCGGUGGCCUUGCAAUUGUUAUUCGAGGAUUGCGUGAAGAAUUGCGUUAAAUUCCUUGAAGCAGUCCCGUGGAGCGAAGAGGAGGAGAAGCGUGUGCUAACUUUGAUUCCUUUUUUGCGAGAGGAAGAAUCUGAAGAGCUUCUAGCUAGGUUUUCUCCAGGAAAGGAUGAUUCAUGUGAAGAAAUGCUUCACGGAUUGAUCUUAUCAGCAAUUCAUAACCAUCCAAACAUGGCGUUUGUGAAGGCGUUCGUGGCGAAGCUGUUGAGAGAUUUUUCGUCGAAGGAGUCGGCGAGGAGGGUUUUGGAGAGAGCUUUUGAGGAGAGUUUAAAGAUUGUGAAGGAAUCGCUAGAGGAGUAUUCGAGUCCUGAUUUUAGAGGGGACCAUAAUGAGACAGAAGCGAUACAAAGGCUUAAUUUGCACAAGGCCUUGACCAAUGGGAAGCAUCUGUUGUGGCUGGUGGAGAGGAUGAUUGAACUGAGGGUGGCCGAUAGUGCAGUGAAGGAAUGGAGUGAGCAGCCGGCUUUCACCGCUGAUUUGCAGCGCGCUUUUAGGGAUGAUGCCUGGAGGAAUAUCGUCCCAGGUCUUCCUGCUGUUCUGCUUCGUUGCACAUCUAAACUGGCCAAUGCGGUUGCUGCUGGGACCAUUUUGGCUGCUCGACAGGUAAGGAUGAAGCUUGUAAAGGACUGGCUUCCUGUUCUUAUCGUAUGCAGAGACAAUGUAUCACCAAUGUCACCUGGUCACAAGUCACUGUACAUAGAGCUGGAAGAGACAUUCCUUAGAAUUAUCUCUACAUUGCCCAUGUCAGAAGCACAAGAGAUGUUGCAGCAGUGCCUCAGCUUUUCAACUCGAAAUGUUGAAGAUUGUCCUCAUUUGGUCUCUGCAUUCAACACCUGGUUUCGCCGAGCAAUGCGACCCCCACAAAGGAACCUUUUUUAGAAUGAUGCUACUCCACCCCCACAAAGGAACCUUUUUUAGAAUGAUGCUACUCCAUGGAGUUUUUGCAUUCAUUCUCAAAUGUUGUGUAUAUUAGAAUUUACCCGUUGUUGUGUGGAUUGCUCUGUAUAUAAAACCUGACUGUAUCAGGAGCAAAACUAAUUCUCUGGGUCAGUAGCUUUGUCGUAGCAGUCAAAUGCAUGUCGAACGCCUUCACCAUGUGGCUGUUUACCAUAGCAUGGGAUGUAAAUAGCUCUUUCCACCUUUUUACUGGAAACUGAGUGUUGAUGCA